Messenger RNA from Oncorhynchus kisutch (coho salmon), 2458 nucleotides. RefSeq names its product docking protein 4. Gene Ontology annotation, biological process: cell surface receptor protein tyrosine kinase signaling pathway. The transcript is spliced from 9 exons. The record is from RefSeq and is a predicted model, not a curated record. Lineage: Eukaryota; Metazoa; Chordata; Actinopteri; Salmoniformes; Salmonidae. Bases 538 to 1533 code for a protein of 331 amino acids. Gene Ontology annotation, cellular component: cytoplasm.
UCCGUACAGCCCUGUACAGUCAUUGGUACAGCUCUGAGCAGCGCCAGCCGGACUGGACAGAACAUACCGAAGCCAGUUCUCCGUGAAGAGCGAAUCACCUCGGCGCGUUCGUCACAAAUAAAACCACACAGCCAGAAGGCAGCCUAUUCUCCGUCGAUUCAUGGAAUUAUUGUCAGGUGGCGUAGGUUGCAUUUAUUACCAAUUCAGUUCGAUAGUUGUGGCUUCCACCCAUCCUGCCUGAAGGUCACAAGCGGAGCUGCUCAGCACCGACCGCCGCGCCCCUUCAGGACUUCGUCACCCAGGGACUGCAAGGAAGGGACGAGGGGGCAACGAGCUGCAUUAGAGGAGUGAGGGCAGUCUGAGGGCAACAGGAUCUGAAAAGGAAGACUUGGCUGAUAUAGAGGAGGGAGAAGGUAACCCCAGGACUUAAGAGGGGGGAGAAGGGGAGGAGGGGGGUUAGGUGCAGCGCUGGACUGCAGGACUGAAGGACUGGAUGCUAGCCUCCGUAGGCCCCAGCAGGUCCCAGCUCCCACAGAGAUGGCCUCCAACUUCAACGACAUCGUCAAGCAGGGAUACGUCCGCAUGCGCAGCAGGAAACUGGGGAUUUACCGUCGCUGCUGGCUGGUGUUUAAGAAGUCGUCCAGUAAAGGACCACGCAGACUGGAGAAGUACACUGAUGAGAAGUCCGCUUACAUCAGAGUCUGUCCUAAGGUGACCGAGAUCAGCAAUGUGAAGAAUGUCACAAGGCUCCCAAGGGACACCAAGCGCCAGGCAGUAGCCAUCGUCUUUACCGAUGACACCUCGCGCAUGUUCACCUGUGAAUCAGAGCUAGAAGCAGAGGAGUGGUUCAAAACCCUGUCAAUCGAAUGCCUGGGGACCCGCCUCAAUGACAUCAGUCUAGGAGAGCCAGACUUGCUGGCAGCAGGUGUUCAGUGUGAACAUACAGAGCGUUUCAAUGUGUUCCUACUGCCCUGUCCUAACCUGGACAUCUAUGGGGAGUGUAUGAUGCAGAUCACCCAUGAGAAUAUCUACCUGUGGGACAUCCACAACCCUCGCACCAAACUGGUCACCUGGCCUCUCUGCUCCCUGCGCCGCUACGGACGAGAUGCCACGCGCUUCACCUUCGAGGCUGGACGGAUGUGUGACAGUGGAGAAGGCCUGUACACAUUCCAGACGCGGGAGGGAGAACAGAUCUACCAGAGAGUCCACUCCUCCACCCUGGCCAUCGCUGAGCAGCACAAGAGAGUUCUGAUGGAGAUGGAGAAGAACAGCAGAUUGUCUAAAGGUUCUGAGACGGGCUCCUACCCCUGUACACCCACGGCCAUCCUGCCCCGCAGUGCCUUUUGGCACCAUAUCACUGGCACUCAGGGGGGCAUGGACCCAGCCCAUGGUGACAUGUUUGGUGGUUCUCAGACUGGCGCUGAUGCAGACCUGCUCUCCACCCGACUGCCCUCAGAGCCACGCCACUCUACCAUGCCCCUGGCACACAGCCAACACUCCCCCGUCCGCUACCCCACCUACCCCAGCCAGUGAUCCCAGGGGUGCAUUGCAGACCCCUAGCCUCCUCCACCACAACCCUACCCGAACACUCCUCCCAUUCUCCUUUCUCUGCAGCGCUCACCUCGACUCCAAGCCCCCUCAUCUACCCUCCAGCCAAUCAGGUUGGGGUGUGGUCAUAGGACCUACCCUAAAGCUGGUAGCUCUGUGAAGCAGGACGUGACAGCGCCUCUAGUCUUCUCUUCAAAGGCUGGUUACCUGAAGGAACUUCAACCCCCAGAAUCCCUCACUGUGGGGUAAAAGUGCAUUGUGUGAGCCGGCAGUGGCAUGUUGCCUCUUAGUGAGCUGACAUUGUGGCAUGGUGCAUCGCUCUCUACUCUGCUGUGGGCAUGGAGGAGGAACAGAGGAGGAUGGGUGUGAGCUGUAAGGAUGUGAUUUAGUGGGUGUCCUCUCUUCUAACCCCCGUGAAAUCUUGUAUUUUUUUCUGGCGGGAUUCACCUCAACCCCCUUCGCAGAAGACCUCUACUUGUACCUCAUGCCAGCUCUUAGCAAACUUCAAUGUUACGGGCUCAGGACGUCCCCAUAUAGCUCUUAUUGGGGGUCAGAACAGAAGGACCCCUUCCUACCAUACAGCUCCAGCAUGAUAAUGAUUGUGGCGCUAGCUCCAACCCAUAACCUCAAUCUGACAGACGCGUAUGUAAGACAACAGUUUCCUCCCAAGAACUGGCCUUGGCUUCCAAGUCUGUGUGUGUGGGUGGAAGAGAGACUGUCCCUGGACUAUCAUCCAAACAGACACCUGGUCUAAUUCCACAGAGAAACAAUGGACUACUUUCAUCUUUCUUUCUUUUACUUAAAAAACAAACUUGUAGCAGACAUAGCUGACUUUGCCUUCUAUUCUGUUCUGUCUGAUAAAGAAAAUAGACAUAGAUUUUUCUGGGAGGAUAGAGAGAGGCGAGGGAGU